AUGACGCCGUGCGAACCUCUACCUCCGGGAGGUGGGGAUGACCCGAACAUAACACCCGCCCUCGACGCGGCUCCCCCGCGACUGUUCCGUAGCCGACGACGCGCACGUGGGCGGCACCCCGGGCCGAGUUACUCGUACGGGAAGGGCGGCUGGGUCGGGCACCGGCGCGUCGGUUCUAUCCCAGCUCCCGAGGCGAUCCAGCCUUUCGAUAGGGCCCGGAGGGUGAGGUCGAGCGCAAUGUGUUUGGUCAAGAAGGCGUGCGGAUCAAUCAUUCAGGCAGGGAUGUUCCGUUAA
Molecule: messenger RNA, 294 nt
Organism: Peronospora matthiolae
Lineage: Eukaryota; Oomycota; Peronosporomycetes; Peronosporales; Peronosporaceae
Source: the annotation of a GenBank genome assembly